This is a messenger RNA of Rhagoletis zephyria (snowberry fruit fly), 771 nucleotides long. Lineage: Eukaryota; Metazoa; Arthropoda; Insecta; Diptera; Tephritidae. The record is from RefSeq and is a predicted model, not a curated record.
AUGAGUGCUAUUGGAACUGGGUACGAUCUGUCGGCGUCGCAGUUCUCUCCGGACGGCCGUGUUUUCCAGGUGGAAUACGCACAGAAAGCUGUGGAAAACAGCGGAACUGUGGUUGCUCUGAAGGGCAAGGAUGGCGUGGUGCUCGCCGUCGAGAAGAUUGUCACCUCGAAGCUGUACGAGCCGGGCACCAACAAGCGCAUCUUCCCCAUUGAUCGUCACGUCAGUGCCGCCGUUGCCGGUCUCUUGGCGGAUUCGCGCAGCAUCGUGGAGAAGGCUCGUGAUGAGGCCAGUGAUUACCGCUCCCAGUACGGAAUGCCGAUUCCCAUCAACUAUCUGAAGAACCGCGUUGCCAUGUACAUGCAUGCCUACACGCUCUACAGUGCUCUGCGCCCCUUUGGCUGCUCGGUGAUUCUCGCCUCCUACGAUGAGCUUGACGGACCGCAACUGUAUUGUCUUGACCCGUCUGGCGUUUCAUGGGGCUACAAAGGCUGCGCCAUUGGCAAGAACAAGCAAGGAGCGAAAACCGAACUGGAGAAGCUGAAAUUCAGCGAAGUCAGCGCUAGAGACCUCAUUAAGGAGGCGGCUCGAAUAAUUUACAGCGUGCACGACGAAGUGAAGGACAAGGCUUUCGAGCUGGAACUGAGCUGGAUUGGCAAGGAUACCAAUGGCUUGCACCAGUGGGUGCCGAAGCCGCUCUUUGACGAAGCCGUGCACUAUGCUCAAGAGUCGCUCAAGCACGCCAGCGAUUCCGAGGAGGAUUCCAUCUCAUAA